Lodderomyces parapsilosis is the source of this 2361-nucleotide messenger RNA. Its product is annotated as phosphatidylinositol-3-phosphatase. The transcript has a single exon. The record is from RefSeq and is a predicted model, not a curated record. Gene Ontology annotation, molecular function: phosphatase activity. Bases 1 to 2361 code for a protein of 786 amino acids. NCBI's taxonomy places the organism in Eukaryota, Fungi, Ascomycota, Pichiomycetes, Serinales, Debaryomycetaceae. Gene Ontology annotation, biological process: dephosphorylation.
AUGGAAAACGUCUUUACUGUGCACGGUGUUGUGCUAAGUAGACGAGGGUCAUACAUUUUAGGAACCUUGAUCUUGUCGUCACAUCAUCUUGUAUAUACAUUCACGGCAAACCCAAAACAAGCCACAACGACAUCAGCGUCAGCAUCAACUACGUCGAGUCCACCAAAGGAAAUAUGGAUUUGCUACCCUAUAAUUGAGAGGAUGGCGAAAAGUCGAGGGUCGACCUGGCUAAACAACAAUGCAGCAACUUCUAGCUCCUCAACCAGAACAACGUCCACCAACUCCCCCUCACCUCAGCCUCAACUAUCUCCACCUCAAAUUGAAGGUUUUGACAAUUAUAGUGCCUCAAAUAUAAGAUUGCAAUGUAAGGAUUUCACGUAUUUUUCAUUUGAUUUCAAAAAUGAUUUAAUAUGUACUGAGGUGUUUACAAAGUUGAGCUCGUUGGCUACGGUUGCCAAAGUUGACAACGACAUCAAAUCAUUAUAUGCAUACGCGUAUGUCCCCAAUAAUUUAGAAAAGAAGUUGGAUACAAGAGGAUGGGAUAUUUAUGAUCCAGUGGCCGAAUAUACCCGUUUGGGGUUGAUUCCCAAUGAAAGCGAUAAGCAAUUUUGGAGAAUGACUGAAGUGAAUGCAGACUACAAGUUUUGUCCCUCGUAUCCUUGCAAAUUUAUCGUUCCCAACACAAUAUCCGAUAAUGUGUUGAAACAUGCUGCUAAAUUCAGGUCCAAACAAAGGAUACCAGCAGUAGUAUACAAGCAUAAAUCUAAUAUCAACGGAAAUGUCAUAGCUAGAUGUGCUCAGCCUCUAGUCGGACUUAAUUUACAAAAUCGGUCAAUUCAAGAUGAGAAAUUGAUUGGUGAGAUUUUCCAUUGCCAAGAUGUCGAACGCGGAUUCAGGUUGAAACUGGCUGAAGUGGAUGAGGCUUUUGAGUACCAAUCGCAACAAACACAGAGAAAUUUACUAGUUGAUUUGAGACCGGUGACGAAUGCAAUGGCCCAACAUGCGUUGGGAGCGGGGACUGAAAAUGUAGACAACUACCGCAACAAGAAACCAACCGGAAAUGAUGAUUCAAAUGGUGACGACAACAACAACUCACAUCAUUCAAGAAGUCCGCGACAAGUGGACAAGAUUUUUUGCAACAUUGAUAAUAUCCAUGUGGUGAGAGAUUCACUAACUAAAUUAACAACAAUAUUGAACGAUCUUGAUAGGUUUCAACAACCAUCAGUUCCAGGUCAAGCGCAAAGUUCUGUUGUUGCAGCAGCGGCUCUACAGCAUUCAUUAACCAAAACACAAUGGUUAAAUCGACUUUCAAUUAUAUUACAGUCUGUUGAUCGAAUAACCAAAUCGAUUCAUUUAAAUAACACCAAUGUGAUUAUACAUUGUUCCGAUGGUUGGGAUAGAACAUCACAAGUAUCAGCAUUGGCUCAAUUGUGUCUAGACCCAUAUUAUAGAACAAUGAAAGGGUUUAUGGUAUUGAUUGAAAAAGAAUGGGUCAGCUUUGGGUUCAAAUUCAAUACCAGAGCUGAUCAUGGUGGUUGCAUUGGUGCUGUCAUGAAAAAAGAAUCCAAGAAGCCACACAAACAAGUAAGUCAACUACGUGAAGGUAACAAGAGUGGUGAUGAAGUGUCGUCGGAGUUAUCAAUCGACAGUUUGCAAUUGGAGAACAAAUUAGCAAGUGAGGCAACAUCAGGUGCAGCAGGAAGCGCUGCUGGAGUUACUGCUACUGCUGCUGCUGCUAGUGUCACUUCGUUUUUGCAAAAAGCAGCUCGAGCAGCUCGCGAUAUUAAAAACAGUGCUCAAAAUGGGUUAUCUAAUUACCCUGAUGGUAACACCAACUACAACCGCCCCAAUUCACCAGACAGCAACACCGAUAAACCGUUUUAUUCAACUACCUCAAGCAUCUACAGUGGCAGUAACGAGCGAUCACCAGUUUUCCAUCAAUUUUUAGAUUGUAUCUACCAAAUUGUCCGUCAACACCCAACAAAAUUUGAAUUCAAUACAAGAUUUCUCAAACGAUUAUUGUAUCAUUACUAUUCAUGUCAAUACGGAUCUUUUCUUUGUGAUUCUGAACGAGAGUUGCUACAAGUUCACAAAUGUUAUGAUCUGACGGUUUCAAUUUGGGAUUAUUUCAAUUCACGACCAAAUGAAUUUCGUAAUAAAGCAUAUAACGAUAACAACAACAAUGGCAUUGUUGAAGGAGAUGAAAGUGAUUCUGGUUCCGACUUUGAUGGGGUUAUUUUCUUCAAUUCGGCUGAUUUGAAGUGGUGGUUUGAAUUAUAUGGCAGAACUGAGGAGGAGAUGAAUGGGUUGUCUAAUUCUUUGGAUCGAAAAUUUGCUCAAAUGGCAUUAAGGAAGGAAUAG